Molecule: messenger RNA, 804 nt
Organism: Drosophila persimilis
Lineage: Eukaryota; Metazoa; Arthropoda; Insecta; Diptera; Drosophilidae
Product: probable sodium/potassium/calcium exchanger CG1090
Exons: 3
Coding region: 12-500 (162 amino acids)
Biological process (GO): calcium ion transmembrane transport; intracellular calcium ion homeostasis
Cellular component (GO): membrane
Molecular function (GO): calcium, potassium:sodium antiporter activity; calcium channel activity
Source: RefSeq, a predicted model, not a curated record
UCCUGCUAUCGAUGGUUUGGAUCUCGUUCUACUCGUACUUUAUGGUGUGGAUGAUCACCGUGAUCGGGUCCACCCUGGCCAUCCCCGACACCGUGAUGGGCCUAACCUUCGUGGCUGCUGGCGUUUCUGUGCCGGAUGCCCUAAGCUCAAUAGCCGUUAUCAAAGAGGGCUACGGCGACAUGGCCGUGUCGAAUGCGAUUGGCUCGAAUGUCUUUGAUAUCCUAGUGUGCUUAGGUCUUCCAUGGUUCAUACAAACGGCCAUCAUAAAGCCCGGCUCGCACGUGAAUGUCAUCUCCAAGGGUCUCGCCUACUCGACACUCUCGCUCUUCUCUACCGUCGUCUUUCUGAUCCUCUCGACGCACCUGAACGGCUGGAAGCUGGACAAGCGCCUGGGUAUAAUUCUGAUGCUCUGGUACCUGUUCUUCAUCACGCUGGCGUCGCUCUAUGAAUUAAAUGUCUUUGGCUAUAUGAACCCACCAGAGUGUCCCAGCACUUUCUAAGCAACCAAGAGGAUACCAGCACCAAGUACCAUAUACUCGUGUAGUAUAGUGCAUAAAGAAGCAUACAAUACAUAGUACAUAGCACAGACCCAUGCAUUUGCAUAUUCAUAUUCAGAGGAGAGUCGUGCAUAGUGCAUCAACAACAAACUGAAGCGCCAGCCACAGCCGCCACAACCGCAGGAGUUCGUCAUUGUAAGAGGAACCGACUCGUACAUUUAAUGUUAAUUAGUGGACAAAUUGAAUACUCAAAUCGCGUUUUACAUGGAUUUUUACAUUGCACCAACCGAAGAGAGAAACGAUAAAC